Molecule: messenger RNA, 375 nt
Organism: Purpureocillium takamizusanense
Lineage: Eukaryota; Fungi; Ascomycota; Sordariomycetes; Hypocreales; Ophiocordycipitaceae
Exons: 1
Coding region: 1-375 (124 amino acids)
Source: RefSeq, a predicted model, not a curated record
AUGGUGGCGAGCGCCUCGCCAUCAGUCAUCAACAGAGUUGAUAUCCUGAGAGAUGUCAUGUCGAGCAUCUUAGUCCCGGGCACCAAACUGCCCAAGCGGCGCAUCGGUAGACUCGCCAUGACCGUUAUGGAGUUGGAUUUUGCAGACGUCGAUGCCGAUACGCAGGCUCUGGCGGAUCUUCGUGACGGCCUCGCGCGAAUCGUCAGGUCUUUGGCAUCGGAGCAGCUUCGUGAUCUGGACAAGAGCGUUCUGGGUCUGUCGGCAGAAGUUUCUGGUUGCCUGAGACGGCCGUUGAUCAGCACCCCAAGCCUAGGAUCUUUUAGAACAUUGAAUAACCGUAGCCUGAAAACGGCACCACGCAUUCAUGGCAGUUAG